Molecule: messenger RNA, 1266 nt
Organism: Symbiodinium sp. CCMP2592
Lineage: Eukaryota; Dinophyceae; Suessiales; Symbiodiniaceae
Source: the annotation of a GenBank genome assembly
AUGCGAAUCGGCCACAAAGCCUUGGCCAGCUUACUCUUCCUUUGCGUUCUUGCUGCAAAUGAUGAGAGUCGGCAGCUGCAGACCGGGGAAGCGGCGGAGGCUGAGCGCGAAUCGGAGUCGGACGUGCAGGAGCUCCCGGGUGGGCUGCAAUUGCGAGAGGCACUCCCAGAAGGCGGCAUCCCCAUCCGAGUCAUUCCCGACUGGGAUCUUUUCCUCGGGUUCGAGGACCGCGCGAAGCUAAUACGUGGGAAGCUGACUCUUUCCAUGUUCUAUUUUCCGGAGGCCCUGAACUAUGUCUCCGAUCCUCAGAAGAUUGUCAGCGUGGACAACUUCGGCGCCGGCGACAGAUACCUCCAGGGGCGCGUGAGCCUCGUGGAUCCGGCUUCUAACAAGGACGGCUUUGCCACGAGUAACAUCUAUGUGGGGGACUUCUCGCAGUCACAGUCAAACUUUGACCACAGCUGCUAUCCCUUCGACGACAAAAAAGUGAGAUUCGAGAUCAGCAUCCAAAAGCCGGGAAAUUACAUCUUCCACCUGGAACUGAUGUGCCCGAAAGAACGGCUCAGCGAGAUGUACCUCGACGAGAAGAACAACUCGCGGGUCCGCAAGUGCACCGGCGAAGCUGCAGGAUCCUAUGUCGGUUUCGACUGGGGCAACUUCAGCUGUGAGCGUAUAAGUCAGCAGGUCAUCAUGUGCAGCAUUGUGGGCACCAGGCAGUGGGAAAGUAUCUUCAAGGGACACAUCUGGCCCUCUUUUAUCUUCAGUGCCAUGGGAUUUCUGUCCUUCGCUCUGAGUGUGAAGAUGUCGAUGCCCCGGGUGGCCACCACGAUGCUGGCGCUGGUAUCCCUCACUUCUCUUCGGAACUCGGUGAUGGACAAGCUGCCGGUGUCUGGAAACACCAGCUGGCUAGAGGAAUACUUUUUGGUCUCCAUGACCUUCAUGCUGCUGAACCUUUGUGGUCAUGCAUUUUCUUUCUAUUUGGACGGGAAAGGCAAGACGGUGGCACAGAAGAUGGUUAACAAGAUCAACUUUUACGGCAUGAUCACCAUCGCCUUCUUCGUCUCGAUGGCGCGUCUUCACGAGCGCAACUGCCCGCUGGUGGAUCGAACUUUGAGCAUUUUCCUGGUUGUGCUGGGAGCGCUUCUCGUGAUCAUUUCCUUUGCGGUCAUCGGAUGGAUCUACCGAGACGCCCGUCAUGAGGCUGUGCCGAUCCUGCGGUCUAUGCUCAGCUUCAAGUCAGCGAAGAGCACUGAGUUUGACGCUUGA